GCUGUCAUCCUAUUGGACUGCUGCUGUGCUGGGCGCCUUCUUGAAAGCAUCUUUCAGCUCCGAUGGGCCACGCGUUUUGACCUUUACGUCCUGGCGGCAGCGAGCAAGGAUGAGAAAACGCAGUUCAAACGCGAACUCGGCGUUUUGAUAUUUACCUUCUUCAUGUCCUGCUUCUUGAACAGAGAGGGCGCACCGGGAACCUUCCCCAUCUCCGGAGCUCUUGAUCACUGCAAGGUUCUGUGUCCAUCUCUGGCACGUCUCCAGUAUCUGACACGGCAAGAGAUGGCAACAAUAUAUGAAGGCAAAUCCGGAUAUGGGAAUCCGCUCGGCAAGUACCGACCGAAGACUACAGAGUUGGCCGAAAUGGCACCCGUGAUUAAAUCGCACCUUCACCCUCUGACUCCACCAUUCAUCAACAAGCUGAUGGAUGAUCCUGAUGAUUAUGUGCUUCCUGCAGAGGUAUGCACGUAUUUUAAUGACACCACAGUGCAGAAUGUCCAAACCUUGUACGAACACGGUUACCUGAGUCCCGGGUUCGACAAAUACAAUGCGGUGCUCGACUGCGUGCUGAGGUUACUCGUGCAGAGCUCGGCAAGGAUACUGCUGGAUCUGCAGAAGCAACCGAGCGACGUCGAUCCACCCCAGCCAGAGGCUGCUGCUGCCGCUGCAAGUGGUGCUGAAGAGUUUGCGCUUUCACCGCCAGGCCACCCCGAUGUCUUUCUCAGGGUGCUGAAGUAUGUACUUCAUGUGUUUGAGGCACUUUCCAGUGUGCCACCUAAGCAGAAUUUAGUUCAGCUGCGUCAUGUUGCACUCAUGGCUUCAAAGUACGUACGGAGUACGAAGGAGUUCCGCAUGGUCGAGCUUCUCCCCAGUGCACAGGAGGCCAUUACUUUUUGGAACAUGGUGUACAGAGCUCACAAAAAAGUGUAUAAACAGCCAGUGGAGAAACUCAGCACCCUGCUGGAUGAUCCGGAUGGGACCACAUUGGACCAUGUUAAGGACCUGGCAUCUCUGCCGGAGCUGUGCAGACUCAUUGCACAGAACCUCGACAUACUGGCCAAAUCCAAGGAAGAGAAGUAGCUCAGCGGCAUCCCAGCUGCUCCACCUAUGUAUGAACAGCUCUCACGUGAACACGGGCUUAUUGCGUGAUCUAACAUAAGUACGAACUAAGUUCUUCGGUAGGAGGCGCGAGCUCCGACGUUCGGACCAGGCACAUUCUACAUCUAACUUAAAAUUUAAUAAUUCGUGUUUCUGGAUGUUCAGUCAGGUUGGAGUGCAAGAUCCCAUGUUGACAUGAGACAUGUAGGAUAACGUUCCUUGCACUCGUACUCUAACCCAGUUUGGACGCUCUAGACAACUCUACUAGUAUGUCUAUUUUUUGUAAUUUUUUCUCCUCUUUAUAGGAAAUCUCGCGCUUCUGGAUGCUGUGCAAUCUCCUUCUGAUAGAGCUGCUUGGCUCGAAAUUGUCAACAGAUGCGUUGACCUCAUGCAAUGAGUGAUAUGCGAACUGACAUUAUUAUUAUUAUUAUAGGAAAUCUAGUAUUUUUUGGUUAGGUGUUGGUGGAUAAUGUUGGCUGGAAAAGCGGAUUUUUGUAACUUUCUCUUCUAGCACGCUUCAUCCACGUGAUGCUGCCCGUAAACUUUCUAGGGUUAUGCUGCUGAUUUGAUGGUUUCCGGCCAAGGCAUGGCUGGUGCAGGAGCGGCGUUCGCCUGUGGCUAUCUAUGGUCCUCUCCGUAGCACAUGAGCGCAGUUAUAGGGCUGGACAAUCAUGCCUCUUAGAUAAUUGUAUUCAAGUUAUGAUCCCAAAAGCACACAAAUUAGCUACAAUAGUUUUCACAGGAGCAUUUUAGAAAAAAUAUUCUUACUACUGAAGUAUUAUUUCGACAGUUUGCUUGUUAGUGUCAGUACUUUUGUUUUUAGAGUGUUAGUAGGAUCUUUGUUUAUCUAUUCUCGUCUGUUUAGGGUAUUCCCCUCCACACAAUCAGUAUCAGGUUGCUAUCAGUACAUGUAUGGUGGAUUGUA
Messenger RNA from Sycon ciliatum, 2023 nucleotides. RefSeq lists its product as uncharacterized. The transcript is spliced from 4 exons. Lineage: Eukaryota; Metazoa; Porifera; Calcarea; Leucosolenida; Sycettidae. Bases 163 to 1080 code for a protein of 305 amino acids. The record is from RefSeq and is a predicted model, not a curated record.